AUGCUGUCUUUGCCUAAAGCCGUCAUUGGCAAGCGAAGGUGGUUUUUGCUGCUUCUACCCCUGAUCGUCGGCUACAGCGUGCUCAUGGUGAGUAUUAUGGACGUCUACGACGGCUCCGGCCGAGCGAGAAGCCCCCAAAAGUCCUUCCUUCGGAACGAUGGCGACAACUUCGAGGUGCUUCAUCCAGAGCCCCCAUUCUACCAGCGCGGGGAGCAGUUUGACUCGACUGUGCCUCGCGACCGCGGGGUCUUGAUGUGCAUCCACAACGGAGUGCUGGCCAUGGGCGUGUCGCUCAUCCGAGAGCUGCGGUGUCUCGGUAACCGGGAGCUCAUCCAAGUGUAUCACUGUGGCCCCACUGAACUAACCCAAGAAUCAAAAGACCUACUCUUUCGUAUUGACGAUCGUUUGGAGCUGGUCGAUGUGUGCUCGGACCUGACGCAGCGCGGCAAGAUCACCCAGAGGAUGGCCAACCGGUUCCGGAACUGGUGGAUCAAACCACUGGCCAUAUACCAUACCGACGUCCGCCACGUGAUGCUCAUGGAUGUCGACGACAUUUUCGUUAAGGACCCCGCUCUGCGCGAUUUGGAGCCGUACAAGGAGACAGGCACGACUUUCUUCUACGACCACGGAGGAGUCCACUACCUGAAGAAGCUGUUCGCCAAUUUCAAGUACGAGCAGUUCAAUGAACGUGCGGGACAGACCGUCAUGGACAUCAUGCUCUGGUUCAUCACCAAGGAGCGCUUCCGGUUCGAAUACUCGUUUGGUGACAAGGAAACGUUCUGGUUGUCAUUCGAGAUGGCUCAUGCGCCGUACGGGUUCUCUCCUUGGGGCGUCAGUGUGGUGUCUUCGUGGCCCAACAGGGACAUGAAGACGCACCCGAACACGCUUUGUGGCAGCAUUUUGCAGUAUCUGCCGGACAGCAGCGCCGAUCCUCAAGUGUUGUACGUGAAUGGCAAGGCGCUGCUGGAUCCGUAUCCAGAAGGUGUCAACUCUGGGGCAAAGACGCAGAGGAACAACAUGUUCAACUCUCUCCCGACGCACAUGACCCCACGCCUUCCCCGGACACAACUCAACAUGACUGAUGCAGGUGCUGUUCGGAAGGAGAAAAUGUACCAGGAAUGCCUCGUCGGGUUAGGAGCAACGCCAUUGCCCGAGUCGUUUGCUGGUCGACUGUUGCGUCGCCGUCUCCACUUCUUGGGGGCAAUGACUGGUGUCCUCGGCUCGCUUGAGCUCUGCGGGACGUUCGAACUACCCAAUUGA
Molecule: messenger RNA, 1260 nt
Organism: Phytophthora sojae
Lineage: Eukaryota; Oomycota; Peronosporomycetes; Peronosporales; Peronosporaceae
Exons: 4
Coding region: 1-1260 (419 amino acids)
Biological process (GO): protein O-linked glycosylation
Cellular component (GO): Golgi apparatus
Molecular function (GO): alpha-1,3-mannosyltransferase activity
Source: RefSeq, a predicted model, not a curated record